AAGUAUACUUUACCUAAAAGCAUUUCCAACAAAUAGAAUUAAUUCCCUCUAUCAUUUAUCGCCGCCGCUUCUGUUCUUCGCGCGAGAGAAAACGGCCUCAAAGAUUACAUCAGAAAUGGAGUCACCCACCAAAUCGGAGAGCAUUUGUAGGGACCCUACAGUUGUUGAAGAGGAUGAUGUUGAUGAUGAUCCGCCAUUGCUGAGCUCUCAUGCCCUAGCUGCACUAAAGGAGUUCCUUGCCGAACAAACCCAGCCCUCCACUGAGCCUCACUUGGAAAAUGGAGUUUCCGAGGAUUCGGAGGUCGCUUUAGUGGCGGAGGAUUGGAGGCUGAGUCAAUUCUGGUACGACCGGGUCACGGCGGAGACAGUGGCUGAUGAGGUUCUUACGCUAUGCCAGAACUUUGAUUCUCCUCGAGUCGCAUGUAUUGCUUGCCCGACUCUCUACACUUAUCUGAAGAAAAUUGGCCCCAACGUAUCUGCACAACUUCUUGAGUAUGACAAACGCUUUUCCCAACAUGGUAGUGAAUUCACAUUUUACGAUUACAAUGAACCGGAAGAAUUGCCAAUGGAAUUGAAGCACAAUUUUCAGAUUAUAGUAGCGGAUCCUCCUUACCUGAGCAAAGAAUGUUUGGAGAAAGUCACUCAUACAAUUUCUUUUCUAGCACAACACAGUGAAUCAUACCUGCUAUUACUAACAGGAGAAGUGCAAGCAGAAAGAGCAGCUGAGCUAAUGGGUUUCCAUACGUGUGGUUUUAGACCACACCACUCUAGCAAACUCGGGAACGAGUUCCGACUGUUCACGAACUAUAAUCCGGGGACAAGAUUAGGAGGUUGGGAGCAAUAGAUUUUGGAUCACUAUUUUUCUCUCUUGUAAUUUUAAAGAGGCACGUGGAUUAGAAAUCUCUCAUCUCAUCAUUUUGUAUUCCGUUCAAGUGGUGGUGAUGGUUCAUGCCUACAGUCGAAGAAGGAUUCAGUGAGAACUCUGUGAACUUGUAGAAGUGAAUUGGUGCAAAAGCCAAAAUGUAAUGGGCAAAGUGCUUACCGUUGGGAGUGUAAUUAAUUUAAAGUACCGAGGGAAAACUAACGCUCACUAGUACUUGUAGUGGAAAUAUUUGUAAGCUCCAUGAUUUCUAUUAGUUGGGGAAUAGACUGUUCAUUUUUGUUGUUGAGGGCUGA
Cucumis sativus (cucumber) is the source of this 1176-nucleotide messenger RNA. Its product is annotated as EEF1A lysine methyltransferase 1. The record is from RefSeq and is a predicted model, not a curated record. The transcript is spliced from 4 exons. Gene Ontology annotation, molecular function: nucleic acid binding; protein-lysine N-methyltransferase activity. Bases 116 to 844 code for a protein of 242 amino acids. Gene Ontology annotation, biological process: methylation. Lineage: Eukaryota; Viridiplantae; Streptophyta; Magnoliopsida; Cucurbitales; Cucurbitaceae.